AUGACGGGCAACUCGCACACCGAUGCGGACGAGUUAUGUCCGGAUGGAUCCGAGUGGACAAAACGAUGUCGGCAAGAGGAAGAUUGCGACUUGAACAAGGAAGUCUGCGCUGAGGGAAAGUGUUGCGCAACCUGUUCCCGUCAACGACGGGCUUUUCUUGAUGACAUUGCGCAGAAUGAACUUCUUGGACUAGCAAUCCCUCAAUGUGAGGCUGAUGGAAGAUACUAUCGCAUGAAGCAGUGUCUUGCUGGGACCGAAGUUUGCUGGUGCGUAAAUCCCUUAGGCAGAAGAGUCACCGGUGGUGGUCCUGAUUGUGAGCCUAGGCGCAGAAUGCAAGAAAACAUGGCUUUAAGAGCAGUGAAGCUCAGAGAAGAGCUAAAGAGAGGGAAAAUUUGUGAAGAUUACCGAGAAGGCGAUUGUCCGGACACCCCUACUGAUAACAUCACAUCAUUUAAUCCUUGCUUAUGCGACUCUGAUUGCCCCAUUGCACUCAAAUGUUGCCCACAUCGCAAAGGACUAACAUGCCAAGCACCCGUGCUAACUCCGUCUGCAACGACGCUCAUCUGUGGCGUAAAUGAGCAGUUCUCGGCGUGUUACACACCUUGUCAACCGUCAUGUGAUGAUCCGACACUGUUGCCAUGUCCACCACCCACAUGUACACCAGGCUGUCAUUGCCAGCCAGGCUUCAUACGAGCCGACGGCUCGGCGCGAUCGGCGUGCGUGCCGCGCGCGGCUUGCGCAAUGUAUGAUAUCUCAACACAUUGUCUGGACGAACGUCGACAGUACCACAGUUGUGGAUCAGCCUGUCCAAUUAGCUGUGCGACAAGAAAUUCGCCGAGAUGCCAUGAAAACUGUGUUUCCGGUUGUUUCUGCAAAAUUCCAUACAUUCUUGAAAACGGUAACGAUCCACUACAUUCAAAGUGCAUUCUUCCAUCACAGUGUCCAAUGUUCACAUCAACAUUAGAAACUACUGGAACUUCGAUGACAGCUAUGGUUCCCGUGGCGAAUAGGGAACGAAGUCAAGUCGGUGCUGGUGGCACUUAUGGUACACAUUAUCCCACUCCUGGAGUGGCUACCUUAAUCCCACAAACUACCCACUGCAGUGACCCUUUGAAGAAUUUCCUAAACUGCGGAACAAAAUGCCCAGUGGGCUGCAAUGACCUGAACCCGUCUUCCUCCUGUAGUUUAGCGUGUGUUUCCGGAUGCUUCUGUCGUUCACCAUAUAUCCUAAGCGAUGCCAAGGACCCCCAGUCAGUUUGUGUCCUGCCCCAACAUUGCCCACGCGUUACAGUAACGCCUGGUACUUGCGCAGAUCCCAGGAAGGAGUGGACGAGUUGUGGAGCUUUAGGAUGUGCACGAUCGUGUACGAAUCCGCUAGGACGUUGCGAUGCUGGACUAUGUUCUGCGGGAUGUAUUUGCAGAGAACCAUACGUCUUGCAGGAUCCGUUCGAUCCGUCGUCACGUUGCGUUUUACCAUCAGAAUGUGAGCGGAAAUGUAGUGAUCCAUUGAAGGAAUUCGUCGUUUGUGGCUCAUCCUGCCCAGUUGGAUGCGAUAAUCGUCGUCCACAAAGCUGUACACCUUGCGAAUCCGGAUGUUUCUGCAAGAAUGGUCUGGUCUUCCUGAACUCCACAGAUUGGAGAAACUCAAAGUGCGUUCGUCUUGAAGAAUGCCCAGGAUCCAAUGAUGAAAUUUCUGAAACUACUGAAUCACGAAAAUCAUCCACAUCAACCACAACGACAACAGCAACAUCUUCAGCAUCUUAUACUUAUACAGAAUCGAUUGAUACAAACAACAGAGGAUUAGUCAUAUCAGCAGAUGGCCGCACAGCGGGUUAUUCCGCAAAAUGUCCGACAACUACCCUAGAUGUCGGUGGCAGGUCAUGCUUGUCAGAUACGGAUUGUCCAGCAGACCAACAUUGUUGCCGCGCGCUGAUUGUCUCUCUCGGAGUGAAUCCACAACGAUGUACUUGUUCCGAUCCUCAUGCGGUAUUCUCAUCCUGUGGUAGCCUUUGUCCUGAGUACUGUGGAGAGCCGGGGAUUCCACAUUGUUCCGCUACUUGUAAUGCUGGAUGUCACUGUGCACCUGGAUAUGUGAAAGCUCGCAACGAUCUCACUGCGCCUUGCGUCCCAAGGGAAAGAUGCUCUAAUUACACGACGAGUAAAACAAGUAACGAUGAACCUACUAACCGUGCCACGAUGAAGGAAAUCGCUCCUAAAGAUCCAUUUUCGGACCAGCAGCUCGCAACGGCAAAUCUUGUACCAGCCGCGAAACUCGUCUCGGGAAAGUUCAGUUUCACCCAGAUCACCGCUAACAACCUACGAAUUAGCGGAGUGUUGACGGGUCUGCCACCGGGAGAACAUGCUGUCCUGAUCCAUCAGUUUGGUGAUCUCUCAGAAGGUUGCUCACGCCUCGGACCUCCCUUCUUAUUCAGAGGAGGAAGAGGAACACCGUCUCUGGGUGAUGUUGUGGCUGACGACUCCUCAACAGCGUCGUUUACCCGUGUAGUCGACUGGCCCAUAGUUGAUGUCAUUGGCCGGUCUAUUGCUAUUUAUAGGUUCUCGACAACCGAUUACUCGCUACAAACAAAAGAUGAACUGCCUCUAGCAUGUGGUACAAUUGGACUUACUGCCUUUGCUCGACGUACUUGA
Cylicocyclus nassatus is the source of this 2649-nucleotide messenger RNA. The record is from the annotation of a GenBank genome assembly. NCBI's taxonomy places the organism in Eukaryota, Metazoa, Nematoda, Chromadorea, Rhabditida, Strongylidae.